AUGCCUGUGGGAAGCAAAAUCUGGAUAACGUUUGCCGAGGACGACACCGAUGCUUGGAAAUGUAUCGCGCUGGUUCGAUCUCUAAAAGCAAGUAUUUCCACGAGACACGCUGUGAUCCUUUUAUCAAAAAAUGUGUCGCAAAAUAUGUGGCUAAAGCUGCAAUCUGAGUUCAAUGCGUGCUAUCUCGUUAUCGAGGACGAAUUAUCUACCAAGGUUGAAUUCCGUACUGGGGCAUUGUGGUACGCGUAUGAAAAUUGGAGUCAUUUUGUCUGGUUGGACUGUAACUGUCUCGUUGUGCGGAACUGUGACGAUCUUUUUCAUCGAAGCGGCGUCCAGUGGGCGGGGAGCAAAGAUGGAGAGGUGGUGCCCGUGUUUCUUUCGAACAUUGUAACAGAAUCUGAGCUGGGAGAUAAAAAAUAUGCCACUUUGAGAGAAAAUGGAAGAUAUUUUGGCAAAGAGUUGGAUUACUGCCAUGUAAUUGACAUGGACAGCUCAACAAAUAAUCCACUUUGCGGAAAGAACCUCAAACUGAUUUAUUUCUCGAAUGGGCACCCACUUGAAUCCACUUCUUAUCAAGAACGAAGCAGAAAGACUGCGAAUUUGGACAAUGAUCUUAAAGAGAAAGCUACCGAGUUAUGUAAACACUUUUGUCCCGAACUGUUCCCUAGCAAUACUAUUCAACCCAUUGCUAACAAAAUUCCUAGCCAAGUUACAAAUUCCAUCGCUAUAGUCGGGAUGGCUUGUCGGUACCCGGGCGUAAAUAGCAUCGCUGAAUUCUGGGAGUUAUUAGUAAAUGGUUUGGAUGGAAUUAGCAAAGUUCCCGAGAGACGAUGGACCAAAGAGAAUGCAUUAGGUCGAAUGGGGAACUGGCGAAAUACGGAGGCAGGCUUUCUUUCCUGCUCGAUAGAAAACUUUGACUCUAAAUUUUUUAACACGAACGCCGCCGACAUGCAAUUUCUCGACCCUCAGCAAAGAUUAUCUCUCCGCGUUGUUUGGGAAGCUUUGGAGCAUGCCGGCAUUGAUCCGCUGUCGUUAAAGAAUUCACUGACAGGAGUUUUCGAAGGAUGGUGGAGAGGAGACUACAAAGAGUUGUUGCAGAUGCAGGGUGCCCUGUUCGACACGGAUUUUCUUCGAGGUUACAUGGGCAACGCUCUUGGUCCCUUCACCGCGAGGAUAUCUCACUUUUUGGAGCUUAUCGGACCAAGUUUCUCUACGGAGAGUGGUUGCUCGACCUCCGUCGUUGGGGUGGAUAUGGCAUGCGACAGUUUAAGAAAUGAGGCGUGCAAUUUAGCCAUCGCGGUGGGAGCGAAGCUACUCCUACACCCGUACACUUUGGGUGAAGGGUUAAUGGAAGGCGUCCUAGCGAGGGAUGGAAGAUGCAAAACUUUUGAUAGUUCUGCUGACGGAUUUGGCCGCGCAGAGGGCAUCGGAGUAUUGAUUUUGAAACGAUAUUCUGACGCCGUAGCGGAUGGUGAUCGCAUUUGGGGAUUGAUUCGAGGUUCCGCCGUGGUGCAGGAGGGACCAAGUAAAAGUAUGGGGACACCAACUGUCGGGGUGGAAGCGAAAGCUAUGGAGCUCGGCCUACAUAGAGCUGGUGUGAAACCUAACCAAGUCCAGUACGUCGAAAUGCAUGGCACAGGUACGCCGGUGGGUGAUCCUAUUGAGGUUGAAGCAGUCUCAAGAGCUUAUUCUAAUCGGGAAAAUAUCCUCACCAUCGGUUCCGUAAAGACUAACAUCGGUCAUACCGAAUCAGUUUGCGGAAUAGCUAGCAUUCAGAAAGUUGUACUUUCGAUGCAUCACGAAAUAAUCCCAGAGCAUCUACAUUUCAAUAAACUCAAUCCGGAAAUAGAUUUGGCUUCCAUUCCCGCACAAAUCCCGCUCAAACAGGUCGAGUGGAAGCGGGCCAUGGAUAAUGGACAACUGCGUAUAGCAGGAGUAAAUUCAUUCGGAAUAACUGGCGCUCAGGCGCACGUAAUUGUUCAAGAACCCCCGUCGAAUGGUUAUCCAUCAGAGGACAUGGAGAUAACCUUUCAUGAUGAAAGACCUCGCAAAAUUUUCACCUUCUCUGCAAAAACCGAGGCUUCCUUCCAUUCUCAGGUGGAGGCUUACAAGACUUUUCUAACAUCGACGGACUGCUCUUUAACUGACAUCGAAGUCACGAUGCAUACUGGCAGAGCACAUUUUCCACUACGUGGCUUUGCAAUUUGUGACACUAAAGAAGAGCUGAUUGCAUCGUUGGAUCUUCUCCGACCAAAACAUGUACCAAAUUCGGGAUCGAAAUUGUGUUUCCUAUUUACCGGGCAGGGAUCACAAUAUAUCGGAAUGGCAAAAUCUCUUUACGAAGAAAGCAUCGUAUUUAGGUCAAAUUUCGAAUUGUGUGAGUCCAUACUAUUCACCGAGCAUGGAAUCUCCAUCAAAGACGCCUUGUGGGAUUCAAGUAACGAGCAGGAUCUUAUAAACCAGACUUUGUACAGUCAAACGUCGAUAUUCUGCGUGGAAUUUUGUCUCCUCAAAUUAUGGGAGUCUUGGGGAGUGGUGCCAGAUGCAGUGAUGGGUCACAGCAUUUUGCCAGCUGAAUUUGUUGCAGCCGUCGCGGCGGGAAUUCUGACUCUUCAUGAUGCUCUAAAACUUGUGGUAUCAAGAUCCAUUUUGAUCGAAUCAUUACCAAAAAGCGGUAUGAUCGUGGUCGGUGCGGAUCUUCAAACAUCAAGAAAACAUUUGGAUAACGCAUUUACCAAUACGAGCCAGAAAUGGCUUGACAUAGCUGCGGUGAACUCGACAGGUCAAACAGUUAUGGCAGGAACAACUGAAAAUAUUCAAGAAUUUCAUACAUAUUGCAAAAAUAAUGGUGUCAAGACUCACGUACUAAAAUCGUCGCACUCAUUUCACUCAAAACUGUUGGAUCUGAUCCUUGAAAAAUAUAAAAGGAUAGUUGACACCAUUGAUUUUUCCCCUGCGACAAAAUGCUCUUUUAUAUCAGCGGUUGACGGAAAAACGAUUACUAAAACUGAUUCGAAUUACUGGGUUCGGCACACUCGAGAGAAAGUUUGUUUCAUGGAAGCGAGCAAGGCGGCGGCAGAUCUUGGAAUGACUGGAUUUAUUGAAGUCGGACCCCAACCUGUGCUGUCAGGCCUACUCUUGGAAAAUAUCGAUGAGAUCGUGGAAAUUUCAAUUCUCGCCCCGUCUCUUAAAAGGAACGAGCCUGAGUGGGAGACGAUGCUUUCCACGCUGGGAAAACUGUAUUUGGCAGGAAUCAAAAUUAACUGGUCAGGUUUCCAUCGGUACACGAACGGAAGGAAGGUAGACGUUCCAGGCUAUCAAUUUGACGAAAUUCCAUACUGGGUGACCGUAAAAAAUAGGAAUCGAACCCAUUUCCAUCCUCUACUCGGUGCCUACGUACCGAACGCUUCAGAUUUGACAAUUUUCAACAACAGCAUCGAUGUGCAGAGGUUACCCUUCUUGAAGGACCAUUCCCUCGGGGAUAAGAUCAUAUAUCCCUGUGCAGGAUAUUUGGACAUGUGCAUGACUUCGUCGUACGUGGCAAGUGAAUGCAAAAGAGGGAUGUUUACUAAGCCAACGAGUAUGCUGACCAUUUCAAAUUUCUCCAUCAUUACGCCAAUCUGCUUAACCGAAGGACAGCCUAUUGAUACACAAGUUGUCGUCUCUCAAACUCCGGAAGGAGGCUUGUGUUCCACCAUUUACUCACAAAUUCAACUAGAUGACCAGGAAAAUAAAUGGGUCAAAAAUGCUACCGCACAGCUUGGAACCUUUACAUCAGAUUUUAAUAAUUUACCAGAAUUGCACGAUAUCAGGAAACGAUGCUAUGACGUCGUAAUGGAUACCUUGGACUACAAAGUCUUUGAGGAAUACGGAUUCAAUUUUGGUCCAACGUUACGUAUAUUGACCACAGUUUGGGGAAAUUCCGGUGGAGAAUACCUCUUCAAGUUUGAAGUGUCCGAAUCGGAUGAAGAUAUUGACCGGUUUAUUAUCCAUCCCUGGAUUGUUGAUUCCAUGUUGCAGGCGCAAAUAAUCAGCAUUUUUAUAUUCACCCGCCCACCCAAGCAACUCUUCGUACCCGUGCAAAUAGCUAGUUUUGCCUGGUUCGGUGGUCACGUGGCACGGUCAGGUUACGUGUAUACAAGUGUCGGAUCCGGAUACAAUGAAGCAUAUUUGUUUGACGAGGAUGGAAAUCGAAUAAGUUGCAUGCACGGGACGGAAUAUAUUCCGACAAAUCUGGGAAAUUUACUGGCACUAAUUGACGCGCAGAAGAAUCCGCUUCCCUCAAUGGCUGAAUAUUCCUGGAGACAGUUUCUGGGUCCGGAAGAGAGGAGAAUUCCUGACGAAGAGAGGGGGUUAAUUUGCCUUAAAGACAUGGUAAAUUCGUGCAAUAUUAAAGAUACUGAAUUUACUCAAGAAGAGGAACAAUUUUACAACAAUUUGCAAGAUUUAGCAGGACUUUAUAUAUUAAAGGUGGCAAAACAGCUUCACCUUGAUAACCAGGAAGAAUGUAAAUGGCCCCAAAUUGCAGAGAGGAUAAAUAUCUCACCAAAAUUUUGUGAAUUCUUUAAACGAAUUUUACGAGAACUUGUUGCCGAUGGAUGGAUUGAAGAAAUUAAUGACUCUGAUUUUAAAAUUAUUCGCAAGUUUCAAUCCCUGAAUCAGCUACAAAAUAUGUAUUAG
Folsomia candida is the source of this 4680-nucleotide messenger RNA. Its product is annotated as narbonolide/10-deoxymethynolide synthase PikA1, modules 1 and 2. Gene Ontology annotation, molecular function: 3-oxoacyl-[acyl-carrier-protein] synthase activity; fatty acid synthase activity. Lineage: Eukaryota; Metazoa; Arthropoda; Collembola; Entomobryomorpha; Isotomidae. The record is from RefSeq and is a predicted model, not a curated record. The coding region runs from base 1 to 4680 and encodes 1559 amino acids. The transcript has 12 exons. Gene Ontology annotation, biological process: fatty acid biosynthetic process.